GCCAAGCUAGCUUCAGCGUUAGCCUGCUAACAGCCGCUGGAGUUAUGGGAUCCCGGCGGCAGCAGCAGCAGCUGGGGUCCCGUUGAGGCCGGCUAAUUAGUCGGUGUCUCGAUCAGCGACGACCUGUCAGGAUGUCCCGGCACUUGGAUACAGGAGACGUGGACGCGCGACGGCCUCUGCUCCCCGGAGAUCAGCUGGAUUCCAGCGUGCUGGACUCUGAUGAAGGUGAAAUCAUUUUUGAGCGGAGCAGCCAACAUGAAGGAGGUGGAAACACAGCCAGAAAACUGUCUUAUGAAGAAGCAGUUGAAGGAGCAGGCUUCGGUUUGUUUCACUGGCUGCUGCUGCUGGCGUGCGGUUGGGCCAACGCCAGCGACGCCGUGGAGAUCUUGUGCGUUUCCUUUCUGUUGCCGACGGCGCGCUGCGACCUGCUGCUGAGCUCCGCCGACAUGGGCCUGCUCACUGCCAGCAUUUUCCUCGGAAUGAUGGUGGGGGGUUACGUGUGGGGGUACCUGGCUGAUCAGAGGGGCCGGUGUAAAGUUUUGGUUGUCUCCCUGACCGUAAACGGCGUGUUUGGAUGCCUGGCCAGCUUCUCUCCUUGGUUCUGGCUCUUCCUGCUGCUGCGUUUUCUCAGCGGCGUUGGGGUUGGCGGGUCCAUCCCUGUUAUCUUCUCCUACUUCUCAGAGUUCAUGCCCCGGCUGAGGAGGGGCGCCAUGAUAAGUGCUCUGGCCACCUUCUGGAUGGCAGGAAACAUCCUGGCUGCAGGUCUGGCCUGGAUGGUGAUCCCCAGAACCUGGGCUCACGUCUCUCUGGGAGCGCUGGACUUCCAGAGCUGGAGGCUGUUCGUGGUCCUGUGCUCCAUUCCCAGCCUCUCUUCGGCGCUCAUCUUCAAGCUGCUCAUGCCAGAGAGCCCAAAGUUCCUCAUGGAGGUCGGACAAGAAGCAGAAGCGAUCCAGGUCUUCAGACUGAUGUUUGACCUGAACAACCGUGGAAAGGGGAACAUUUUCUCUGAGUUUAGUUUGCAUGUAAGCAGGAACCAAAAGGGGGACCUGGAGGAAAUCCGAACUCCCGCAUCACCACGAGAAAAUCUGAUAAAAAUGUUGAAGAAGGGUUUGAGUCCCAUUAAGAAGAUUUUCAGUGGAGCUCUCAAAGGCAGGAGCAGCGCUCUGCUCAUCGUCUUUUACUGCAUCUCCUUUGGGUAUUACGGCCUGUGGAUGUGGUUCCCUGAGCUUUUUGAGCGCGUGGAGGGGGGCGGCUCGCCGUGCGCCAACAUUUCUCUGCCGUCUGCGCUCCACAACCAGAGCUGUUACCCAGUCAAGACCGCAGUGUACAUGGAGGGCUUCAUCGUCGCCGCCUCUAACCUGCCGGGGAACAUCUUCACUAUUCUGGUGAUGGACAGCACUGGAGGAAAGGCGCUGCUGUCUGGCAGCCUGAUGGUCUCCAGUUUGAGCGUCUUCCUCAUCUAUGUGGUUCAGACCAAAACUCAGAGUCUGGCUCUGUCCUGCGUCUUCAGUGGAGUUUCUGUGAUCGCCUGGAACGCUCUGGAUGUGGUGGGAACCGAGCUGUACCCCACCCAGCUACGCUCCUCUGCGCUCGGGUUCUUCACUGGCGUGGGCCGCGUGGCAGCCAUCAUGGGGAACAUCAUCUUCGGGAAGCUGGUGGACACGAACUGCGCCGUCCCCAUCCUACUGGUGUCGGCUCUGCUGCUGACGGGAGGACUCGUCAGUCUGCUGCUCCCUCAGACCAAACAGACGGAGCUCACCUGAACCUCAUCCCUCUGUGCCUUUUCCAACCCUUAGAAUAGAAAAAUGGCCAAAUCUGCCUUCCAAGAAGGAUUCUUCUGGUGAGCAAAUACGUGCCUUUAGGUGAAAAUGUCGUUUUAUCCUCACUUUGUGAUGGUGUCCAUUUUAGUUACACACAAAAACCUGUGAAGAGUUCUGCAGAGGCUGCAGCCACAACUGUCUUCAAGAAAAAAAAAAACACAUUCCACAUCUUUUCUUUGUGUUUCAUUGAUGAAUUUAGCAUCUUUAAGGUCAGUGAUCUGCCCCCGUAAGACAUCCAGUUCCUCCAGGGUCACUUAAGGAACCAAAUGUUUACUCCUUUAAAGCCAAAAAAGGACUUGAUCACUUGCUCUUACUUCGCACUAAAAGCUUUCCAGUCCGUGGAAAACCAAAGGUUGUGUCUCUGCUGCCAUUCUUUGUGAGGCCUUCAUGCUGAUGAGCCACAUUUUCAGAGCCGUUUUUGUUCUGGUCGAUUUAUUUCAAUAAACACUUGUUAUUAUUUUAUUUUGUACAUUUUUUAAACCACACAAGUAAACAUUCCUGCAAACCAAACCUGGAAGGUAACCCUUGUGCUAUCCUAGGCACUUCAACAUUGGGAGUUGGGUCAUCUGGACCCACUAGACAGUGCUCUGAACCUUUUUUCUUCAAUGAUUUGUGAUCUUCACUGGUGUCCAUGGAUUACAUGAAAUCUUUCCACCUUUAUCCACCUUUGUCAUGGUAGGGAGAACACGUCAAAGUAAGGGUGGGGUCAUCUAAGAUAGCACAAGGGUUUUAAUAAAAGUGACAGAAUUUAACUGUCUUCCUUGUUCA
This is a messenger RNA of Oryzias latipes (Japanese medaka), 2588 nucleotides long. It is a transcript of the gene sv2, whose product is annotated as synaptic vesicle glycoprotein 2. The record is from RefSeq and is a predicted model, not a curated record. Lineage: Eukaryota; Metazoa; Chordata; Actinopteri; Beloniformes; Adrianichthyidae. Gene Ontology annotation, biological process: transmembrane transport. Gene Ontology annotation, molecular function: transmembrane transporter activity. Gene Ontology annotation, cellular component: membrane.